AUGGAAAAGGCAAUCUACACAGCUUCGGUGAUCGUAAUCCUCCUUAUUUACGUUAUCUUUGGGGUCAAGGACUUCGCCUACAGCAUCGAAUCUCUUGCUUCCUUCUUCCUGGUCUUUCUUAUUUAUGGGUUUUGCGCAGUCCUUUGGGCCUAUGUGCUACAACGUCGCUUUGAAGUACCAGCGCUAUCGUUUGUGUUGAUCUCAAUAGGGACAUUUUUCGUAGGUAUCGUAGCCUCACUAACGGUUAUGGUGAUCGAGCAGCUCAUGCAAAAGGAUCCAACACUGGUCACUCCGCACACUGUCUGCUCGAUGGUCUUUUUGAUAUUCCCCCAGUACAAUCUAGGAAUGGCCAUAUUUCGUGGCAGCUUUGUGUUUCAACUCAUUCAAAUAGGAGAAAAUUACCUAAGUGAGUUCAUUCUACUUAUAACCACCUUCUUUUUGCUUACUAAGUAGAU
Messenger RNA from Strongylus vulgaris, 455 nucleotides. Lineage: Eukaryota; Metazoa; Nematoda; Chromadorea; Rhabditida; Strongylidae. The record is from the annotation of a GenBank genome assembly.